This is a messenger RNA of Pediculus humanus corporis (human body louse), 477 nucleotides long. RefSeq lists its product as uncharacterized. Lineage: Eukaryota; Metazoa; Arthropoda; Insecta; Psocodea; Pediculidae. The transcript is spliced from 6 exons. The record is from RefSeq and is a predicted model, not a curated record. Gene Ontology annotation, molecular function: odorant binding. The coding region runs from base 1 to 477 and encodes 158 amino acids.
AUGCAAUUUCAUAUAAUCCGCCUCAGAUGCAAAUCACCAACGGCUGCAACUCAAAAAAUAGAAAAAGUCAUUUCCGUUUGUCAAGAAGAAAUAAAAUUGACGAUAUUAAGAGAAGCUUUGGAAAUACUCGGAGGCGGCGGUGGUGGGGACACGAAAAAAGAAUCAAAUAAAAAUGGGGACAGGAUAAAAAGAAGUAAAAGGAAUAGUAGUUUUAGCGAAGACGAACAAAGAAUUGCCGGAUGUUUGUUACAAUGCGUUUAUAAAAAAGUUAAUGCUGUUGAUUCCGGUGGGUAUCCAACAGUCGAAGGUUUGGUAAAUUUAUAUACGGAAGGUAUUAACGAAAGAGGAUAUUUUCUAGCAACGGCACAAGCAGUACAACAAUUCCAGGAAAAUUCGAGCGGACAAAUGUGCGAUUUAGCAUAUAAAGUUUUCGAUUGUGUCAGCGAUCAAUUAGCCGAAUAUUGUUCCGGGGAAUAA